Cucurbita pepo subsp. pepo (vegetable marrow) is the source of this 1254-nucleotide messenger RNA. The record is from RefSeq and is a predicted model, not a curated record. Lineage: Eukaryota; Viridiplantae; Streptophyta; Magnoliopsida; Cucurbitales; Cucurbitaceae.
AUUUAGACCAAAUUUGGUUCCUCGGCCUUCUCCACACAGUGGGACUGUGUCAAUGUGUUUAUCUUUCCCGACGGCGGCAGGAAAUUUGUGGCGGAGCCUUCAAAUUUAUCGACGGAGUCAUUGGCACUCUGAAUGGCAAAAAAAGCGACACCUGCUACGACUACGUAUUCUCCGUCUCCUACUACCCACAAAACCAGGCCACCCAUCUUCAGAAGCGACGACGUCGAUUGGGUUCGCCCAGAUGGCCGAGGCUUCCACCAGUGCCGUCCUGCUUAUGCAGUUUUCAGGACUGGUGCUGUAAAUGCUGCUUCAGGUUCAGCUUAUGCAGAGUUUGGUAAUACCAAGGUCAUUGUUUCUGUUUUUGGCCCUAGAGAAAGUAAGAAAGCAAUGAUGUACAGUGAUAUUGACCGGCUGAAUUGUAGUGUCAGUUAUUCAACAUUUUCGACUCCAGUUCGGGGACAGGGAUCAGAAAACAAGGAGUUCUCUUCGAUGCUACAUAAAGCUUUGGAAGGGGCAAUAAUACUGGAGAUGUUCCCCAAGACAACUGUUGAUGUAUUUGCCUUGGUGUUGGAAUCUGGAGGCAUUGACCUUCCUGUUGUAAUAUCAUGUGCUAGUCUUGCUCUUGCUGAUGCAGGGAUUAUGCUUUAUGAUCUUGUUGCCUCAGUUUCUGUGAGCUGCUUUGGGAAGAAUCUUCUUAUUGAUCCUAUGUUGGAGGAGGAAAACUACGAAGAUGGAAGUUUGAUGAUAACUUGUAUGCCAUCUCGUUGCGAACUCACUCAGCUCACUAUCACAGGCGAGUGGUCAACUGCUAAAAUUAAUGAGGGUAUGCAACUUUGCGUUGAUGCGUUAUGUAAGCUUGUGAAGAUCAUGCGGUCAUGUUUGAAGGAAUCUGCCACCAUUUCAGAGGAAUAAAAGUAGCCAUUUUUUCUUUCAAGGAAAAGAACAAAAAAGAACACAAAAGAAUUGGAAUGGUGGAAGAAGCGAAGUUGACUUGAAGCUAUUUUUGCAUUUAUUAUAAUGUUGGCGAGUCAACUCAGAGCCUCCGCCUACCUCUUUCUGGUCUUCCUGGUCUUUGGUCUGUGGUCUUCGCAAACAAGCAGCUCUGCGCUUCUGCCACCCCCAUCAAAGGCAAUUUUCAUUAUAUACAUGUAUGUGUAUUCUUUUUUUAAUAGUUAGUUGGAUGGGAAGUGUAUUCUAAGUAUUGAAUCAUGUUUAUUUUGUGAGUAGGAAACAUGAAUGAUGAUGGGUACCUAA